AUGAUUCGCUUUCUGGGGCUACUGGCUGCAGUUCUUUGCCUGAGCUUGCAAUGCCAGGUGAACGCUGAAUCCCAUUUGAGCAGGAGUGACAUUGAAAGGGCCGUGAUUGAGGCCAAGGUCACCGUAGACUCAGCCUAUGAGUACUCCAGGAGAGUGAGUGUUGAACGCGUGAGGAGGAAUGCAGUGAGUCCCUCAGACAUCCUGCGGUUGGUGAAGCAGCCUGUUGGGUCAACCCGUAAUGCCGUGCGUGCUGCUGACUAUAUGGAUAAUGCCGUUAAACUGAUCAAGAGGUCUAUUGAAAGACGUCAAAAACGCUCCAUCAAUGCCACUGAUCUGAUCUCUGAGGAGGAUCUGCAGGUCAUUGCUGAACUGUCAGGCUGCUCUCCCCAACAUCGUGAGCCUUCUUGCAUAACCAUGAGCAAUUUAGACAAAUUUCGCACUGCAAGCAGCUCCUGCAACAACAGGAAAAACACCCGCUGGGGAUCCUCCAGCACACCUUUCACCCGCUGGCUCCCUGCCGAGUAUCAGGAUUCAAUCUCUCUGCCCAAAGGCUGGUCCCCUGGGAUGACAGUCAACGGACAUCUUCUUCCCUUGGUCAGAGCAGUGUCCAACAAUAUUCUGCGGACAGCAAACUCUGAUGUGGUGAGCGACCCAUACUUCAGUAACCUUGUAACAAUCUUCGGCCAGUGGACGGAUCAUGACCUGACCUUCACUCCUCACUCUCCUACUAUCCGCUCAUUCAGUAAAGGGAUUGACUGUGACAAGAGCUGUGAACGCACAGAGCCCUGCUUCCCCAUUGAGGUUCCAAGGCAAGACCCCCGCUUUGGGAUAAACUCUUCGGAGUGCAUCCCCUUCUUCCGCUCAGCAGCAGCUUGUGGUUCUGGCAACACCGGACACAUUUUUGGUGGAAGCACCGUCCGUCAGCAGAUGAACUCUCUCACAGCUUUCCUUGAUGUAGGUCAGGUGUACGGUUCAGAGGACACCAAAGCUCGUUUCCUACGAGACCUCACCUCAGAUAAGGGCCUGCUGAGAGUCAACACACAGUACACUGACAACGGCCGUGAGCUCCUGCCCUUCGCCACCAUGGUUACCAACAUGUGUGCCACCCGAGCCCGCAUUACCAAUGACAGCAAUGCAGAGGAGGUGCCCUGCUUUUUGGCUGGUGACGAACGGUCCAAUGAGCACAAUGGGCUGACGGCUUUACACACACUGUUCUUCCGUGAGCACAACCGUGUAGCCCGUGCUCUGGCGGAUCUCAAUCCUCACUGGGACGGAGAGAGAAUCUAUCAAGAAGCACGUAAAAUCCUGGGAGGAUAUUCACAGGUUCUAACUUUCAGAGACUACUUAUUUCACAUUGUUGGUCCAGACUUCAUUGCCAGUCAGCUGUCCACCUACCCUGGUUAUGAUGAAGACGUGGACCCCUCGAUCUCCAAUGUGUUCGCCACAGCUGCCUACCGAUUUGCUCACCUGAUGGUUCAGCCAUUCAUGUUUCGACUAAAUGAGCAGUACCAGGAGGACCCUGAUAACCCCAGCCCAUUGCUGCACAAAGCCUUCUUCGCGCCGUGGAGGAUUGUCUUUGAAGGUGGUCUGGACCCAGUCAUCAGGGGCCUGGUGGGUCGUCCGGCCAAGCUGAACACACAGGAUCACAUGAUGUCUGAUGAGCUGAGAGACACUUUUAAAUUCACCAAUGAGUUGGCUCUGGAUCUGGCUGCCCUCAACAUGCAGAGAGGAAGAGACCAUGGACUUCCUGGCUACAACAAAUGGCGCAGGUUCUGUGGGCUAUCACAACCACAAAAUCUGGCAGAGUUGGGUCAAGUGCUGAACAACACCGACCUGGCCGCCAAACUGCUGAAUUUGUACGGAACACCUGACAACAUUGAUGUGUGGCUUGGAGGAGUGGCUGAACCGUUUGUCCCUGGAGGAAGAGUGGGACCUUUGUUUGCCUGCCUGAUUGCCGCUCAGUUCAAGCGGAUCCGCCAGGGAGACAGAAUUUGGUGGGAGAAUAACGGAGUAUUUACUGCGGCCCAGAGGAACUCCCUGAAGGACAUCUCGCUAUCUCGCAUUAUCUGUGACAACACUGGUAUCACUGAAGUACCGGAAAAACCCUUUCUCUACCGGCCUCGAGGCACCGGGUACACCCAGUGCGCUAACAUCAGUGCCUUUGACCUCAGUCCGUGGAGGGAGAAUUCACAAGAUCCACGUGGACCCCCAGGAGAAAGUGGUCCUCCUGGACCCCCUGGACCCCCUGGACCCCCUGGCCCUCCUGGCAACGUGGAGAAUGUUGCUUUCUCUAUGCGACUUGGCAACAACUUCCCCAAAGCCGGCGUGCCCAUCAUCUUCAAUGAAGUCAUCUACAAUGGACAGAACAGCUAUGACACAAAGACAGGGAUGUUUACAUGUCAGAAUCAAGGUGUGUAUGAAUUCCAGUUCCACUGCACCAUCCACCAAAGCGAUGGUAGUGUGGAUCUGAUGCGUAACAACUAUCUGGUUCUGCACUCAUUCACCACACGGCAGAGCGGUUUCAUCACAGCCAGUGGCAGCACGUACAUUAAGCUUAACAGGGGAGACUAUGUCUAUCUGGUUGCCAACCACGGUGGCAACGGUUUGACCAGGGACUGUUUCUUCUCAGGGCAUUUGCUGUUCACUGAGUAG
Molecule: messenger RNA, 2652 nt
Organism: Anoplopoma fimbria (sablefish)
Lineage: Eukaryota; Metazoa; Chordata; Actinopteri; Perciformes; Anoplopomatidae
Product: eosinophil peroxidase-like
Biological process (GO): response to oxidative stress
Molecular function (GO): heme binding; protein binding; peroxidase activity
Source: RefSeq, a predicted model, not a curated record